CAAAUUCCCCUUUCCUCGCGCCUCCACGACCGCCCUUUCAUAGAUCCAUCCACAGGCUUUUCUUCGCCACACCAGACUGGACUACAGGGGUUUACACCUCAAGAUGACUACCAACCCACGAACCAUCCUCAUUACCGGCUGCUCGGCCCAUGGGAUCGGAGCAGCUCUGGCCCUGAACCUCGCCAGACGAGGUCACUUUAUCUUCGCCACAGCCCGAUCUCCCACAAAAGUCCCCGAGAGCCUGACCUCCCUAGAAAAUGUGCAGGUGUUGCCUCUAGACGUUACAGACCCAAUCACGAUUGCAGACGCCGUGCGUGCGGUCACUGACCACGGCCGUGGUCUUGAUAUUCUGGUCAACAAUGCCGGCGCAGGAUAUACCAUGCCUAUCCUGGAAUCGGACCUAGAUCAAGCCAUGAACCUGUACGACACACAUGUAUUGGGAUUGCUGCGACUGGUGCAAGCAUGCAGUGAUCUGCUCGUUACUUCCAAGGGGCGUAUCAUUAACGUGAGCAGUGCGGCGGCUGCUGUCAAUACUCCUUGGCUUGGUGUCUAUUCCUCCUCUAAAGCAGCCGUCACACAACUGUCCGAAACUCUCCGCCUGGAAAUGGUCCCUUUCGGCGUCUCCGUGGUCUGCAUCAUGGCAGGCAACGUCACCUCCGCGUUUCACGCCAACGAGCCCGGGGUGGUCUUGUCGCCGACUUCGCGGUACGCGGCCGCCCGACAAGCAAUCUCCAACAGGGCGACCGGACGAGACGGCCUCGAGAAGUGCUCAGCAGACGAGUUCGCUGCCUCGAUUGUUGACGAAGUACUGGGCACCGCUGGCGGGGUGGUUUGGAGGGGACCGUACAGUGCUACAGUCAGGUUUCUCGCUCGGUGGUGUCCCACGGUGUUGUUGGAUUGCAUGGUGAGCAAUGGACAGGGGUUGGAUUUGCUGGCAAAGUAG
Aspergillus steynii IBT 23096 is the source of this 943-nucleotide messenger RNA. Its product is annotated as SDR family oxidoreductase. The record is from RefSeq and is a predicted model, not a curated record. Gene Ontology annotation, biological process: triglyceride catabolic process; phosphatidic acid biosynthetic process. The transcript has 3 exons. Gene Ontology annotation, cellular component: endoplasmic reticulum; lipid droplet. Gene Ontology annotation, molecular function: triacylglycerol lipase activity; acylglycerone-phosphate reductase (NADP+) activity. The coding region runs from base 104 to 943 and encodes 279 amino acids. NCBI's taxonomy places the organism in Eukaryota, Fungi, Ascomycota, Eurotiomycetes, Eurotiales, Aspergillaceae.